AUGGCUUCAGAUCAGGAGGAUGACGAUUUCCUCGGAUUUUCUGAUGAUGAAGGCGACGGCAUUAACUCCGAUUCUGACUGGGAGGGAGGUGAUAAUGCUGCUGGCUUGGUACAAGCUUCUGAAAAUGCUGCUGAUUUUGGGGACUUUGAGUUCAAUGAAGAUGUACCAAACAGCAAUGAAGAUGUACAACAUGUACCAGCAGAAGAUGGAAUGGGACAUCAGCAAAAUACCAACAUUCAAGAGAUUCCAGAUUCAGAAACUCUUUUGUAUGGGACAAUAAGGGAUGCAGUGAUAGAAUUUGAUUACACCAGAAAAACCAUAGGCAAAAUAUGGGACAGAGCAAAGAAACAGAAGCAGGCAAUGAAUUCAUAUGUUGUGGAAAGCAAGUAUCACAAUUGUGGCAGGAAAAAUGUUCAAGUCUCAUAUGGCUCUAUUGCACAAAUAGGAAUGGGGGACAGAACAUGCAUCGUAGAUCUUGCAAAAAUGCUCAAUUUGGGAGCAACAACAGUAUGGAGACUCAUCAAGAGGAAAGUUAUUAAGCCACACUCAAUUUCCCUUGCAUCCGGGCAUUUCAGAAGCAUGCAAAAUGGCAAGGAUGAGGGGGUAAUCAGACUGAUAAUGGACUACACUAUACCACAAGAACCAACAUAUUGCAGCAUGUAUUACUUCAUUCAUAUUGAUGAGAAGUGGUUUUAUUUGACUCAAAAAAACCAGAGAGUUUAUCUUGCAAACAAUGAACCCUAUCCACGCAGAAGUGCAAGUUCAAGAACUAAAAUACCAAAAUUCAUGUUCAUGGCAGCAGUAGCCACCAGACCAAGGUGGGCUGAAAAUGGGAAUUGUGAAUUUGAUGGUAAAAUAGGCAUAUUUCCAUUCACAAAUGCAAUUGCAGCCAAGAGGACAUCAAAAAACAGAGUUAAGGGGACUAUUGAAACAAAGCCAGUGAAGUAUGUAAAUCAAAUUGAAACAAGGGCAAUGAUGAUCAACAAGCUAAUUCCAGCAAUCAAGGCAAAGUGGCCACCACAUGAAGGGGAAAAGGUCAUCUAUAUUAUUCAAGAUAAUGCAAAGGCACAUAUAUUGCAAGAUGAUCCUGAAUGGCAACUACACUACAAACAAGAUGGGUUCACUUUUGUGUUGACUCAACAGCCAGCAAACAGUCCAGAUUGCAACAUCUUGGACUUGAGAUUUUUCAGGUCAAUACAAUCACUUAUGCACAAGAAAAUGCCUAAAACUGUGGAGGACUUAAGUGGAGCAGUUUAUGACUCUUUUAAUGAAUUGCAUCCUAAGACUUUGUCUAAUGUGUGGAUGACACUACAGUUUGUUUCUAAUGAGAUUCUAAAACACAAGGGCAACAAUGAUUACCAACUUCCACACAACAAGAAAAAUAUACUAGAAGAUGAAGGCAGACUGCCAGAGCAAGUCAAGACACCUAUGUGGGCAGUAAAUGAAUGCAUACAAUUGUAUGAUGAAUGGAAAGCAAACCAGUGA
Spinacia oleracea (spinach) is the source of this 1485-nucleotide messenger RNA. RefSeq lists its product as uncharacterized. Gene Ontology annotation, molecular function: nucleic acid binding. The record is from RefSeq and is a predicted model, not a curated record. NCBI's taxonomy places the organism in Eukaryota, Viridiplantae, Streptophyta, Magnoliopsida, Caryophyllales, Amaranthaceae. The transcript is spliced from 3 exons. The coding region runs from base 1 to 1485 and encodes 494 amino acids.